CACACGGCUACUCAUUUUAGGAAUUAAUUCAUCUGGAGCAAGGUUUUCCUGUUUCAGAUUGAAAGAAACCGUCGUCGCAAGAAGAAUCGAAUCCCUCAAGUGGCAACACAUUAUUUUCGAGAGAGCUCCACGGUCUCAUUCCGAUCUCAGAACACAAUCGCUAUGCGAGCCCUUUAGCUUGGUGCUCGCCAUUCAAUGCAAUCCAAGGUGUCGACAGAUUCUUCAUGAUCGAUCCAUUGGUGCUGGUUGUCCGAUCGGAUCAGAAUCAGAAUCGAAUGGAAUCCUUUUGCAUUGCCCAGCCAAUGCCAAUGCCCUCGACGCUGCAUGCCCAUGUUGACCUUCGCUGCCGGAUAAACCAAAGCUUCAAAAGACGUAUCUUCGCAUCUUCGCAUCGCAUGAUGAGAAGCCAAGCCAACCAAAAGCUUCCAAACGCCACGCUUGGCUCACGUCAGCAAGGUUUGAUGACUUCAUACCGGAUCUCUACUUAUCGUCAUUGUGUCGAGUCGUGCUAUUUUUGGCACUAUUCCUCGCGAACAAUGCCAGCAAUGGAUUUGCCUGGAGAUUCCGUUACUAAUACUGGCCACUUUUUCUCGAAUAGAACAACCGCUGCGCAACAUCCAUCACACAAAACCAACUCACACAAACCAACAACCGAAUUUCAUCAACACUAGCAAACAAAGAGAAAGAUGAAAGAUGACAUGCCUUCCAUCACUGCCGUCAUGGUAGCCUACUGCGUCCUCCUUUUGGGCGGCGAUGACUAUGGUCGCAGCCGCAUCCCUCCCAACAUUAUCGCCGCCCAAGUCGCCGUCUUGGUCGCUGCCAAUCUCCCCUUUGGAACCUGUCCGUGGGUAUUGUGCAAUCCCGUCGUGGCCAAGUUGGCCCGAUGUAUUGCGGCCAUUUGGUAUCCCGGAUUCUUUGAAGGCAUUGGAUUUCGCAAACUCAUUAUUGAAUGUCAAGUCCGCGAUUUUUUGCAACAACACGAAACAGCCGAACGCAAACAAGUCGUUGUUGUGGCAGCCGGCUACGAUACUCUGGCGUUGCGAUUGUGUCGCGAAUACUCCAGUAGUGUCAACUUUUGGGAAGUCGAUCAUCCCGCUACCAGUCGCGUCAAGCGGCGUGUGUGGGAUAACAAUAAUAACAACAACAGCACAGACUGCGACGCCAAGAAAAACGACAAUGAACAGCAACAACAACCUCUGUUGUUGGGCAGUCAACCGUCCAAUAUGGAACAUGUCAUGGCCGAUUUGACCAAGAUCCGGCUCGACACCGUCCUCAAGGAACAACCCGGUUACGAUCCCAGUUUGCCCACCAUUGUGAUUGUCGAAGGAUUGAGCAUGUACUUGACAGAAGGACAGAUUCGAGGAUUGUUGUUUGAUCAAGUCCAAGCCAGUGUCAGUAAGGGAAGUGUCGUCAUGUUUGACUUUUUUGGAUGGAACGAACGUCGACAAACCGUCGAAGUGGGAUGGGUCGUGCCGGCCAUGCACAAGUACGGAUUCACCGGUGGGGCGGAACCAUGGGUGUGGGGAUUGGAUCCAAACAAGAUGGAUCAGUUCUUGGACGAUACCGACUGGAAGUUGAUGGGAGAUGUCCAAUCGUGUGGAUUUGAAAAUGUUGCCACACUCGAAUUGACGUGUUGAUGCAUGAGGACAACCUGUGGUCGGCAAACAAGUAUUGUCGAUGCAAAUGAUUUUUGUAGAUGUACCAACUACACGACGAAUGCGAAGUGAUACAAAACGAUACAAAAAGUAAAAUAUAGAAGAUUGACUGUUGUAUUG
Molecule: messenger RNA, 1775 nt
Organism: Seminavis robusta
Lineage: Eukaryota; Bacillariophyta; Bacillariophyceae; Naviculales; Naviculaceae
Source: the annotation of a GenBank genome assembly